Akanthomyces muscarius is the source of this 666-nucleotide messenger RNA. RefSeq lists its product as uncharacterized. The transcript has 3 exons. The coding region runs from base 1 to 666 and encodes 221 amino acids. The record is from RefSeq and is a predicted model, not a curated record. NCBI's taxonomy places the organism in Eukaryota, Fungi, Ascomycota, Sordariomycetes, Hypocreales, Cordycipitaceae.
AUGAAGUUUAUUGCUGCCGCUCCUCUUGCCCUCGCGGUCUUGGCCGCUGCGGAUUCUUCCGUCAAGCAUGACCAUCAAAUCAACACUGCUCUUGUGUUGCCUAUGAACGACACGGCUUUCUCCAUGAUCGAGCUUUACGAAUGCUCCCAUGACUGCUUCAGUCACUCUCGCCCCGAGAUGUGCAGGGAGGAGGAUAUCUCCUGCGCUUGCACUCACAAAGAAAGAUGGACCAAGUUGUCUGUGCUCUGCCACGAGAAUAGAUGCAUUCUAGACAGCAAAGAGGAGAAAACACCUGGCAUGAUUGCGUCUGUUAUUGAAGCUACGUGCCAGGAAAUCCAGCAAAGGGAUCACAACGUCACUGCUCCUGUCCUCGGGAACGGCACAGCUCCCACUCUGCCCGGCAACGGCACAGCUGGGGCCCAGCCCCAGAACGCCACGGAUCCAGCCGUGCCCAGCAUUCCCAAUAUGCCCGAAUGCGCCGUCACCUGCAUUGCAAAGGCCAUCAAAAAGGCCACCAAGUGCGCCAUGGCAGAUACUCCCUGCCUCUGCGCCCACGGCCAAAAAAUCGCCAAGGCUGCUCAAGGCUGCGUCCUCAAGAGUUGCGGCCUCGCCAAGGCUAUUAAAGAGGUCAUUCCCGCUGGCAAGGCCCAAUGUGCCAGUAAGUAA